This is a messenger RNA of Aethalodelphis obliquidens (Pacific white-sided dolphin), 8248 nucleotides long. RefSeq names its product neuregulin 1 (gene NRG1). Gene Ontology annotation, biological process: intracellular signal transduction; activation of transmembrane receptor protein tyrosine kinase activity; nervous system development. The record is from RefSeq and is a predicted model, not a curated record. Gene Ontology annotation, molecular function: protein tyrosine kinase activator activity; chemorepellent activity. Lineage: Eukaryota; Metazoa; Chordata; Mammalia; Artiodactyla; Delphinidae. Bases 3507 to 4652 code for a protein of 381 amino acids. The transcript is spliced from 6 exons.
UUAGCCUGCAGAAUUUAGAGCCUAUGAGCUGAAACCCUUUUUUUUUUCCCCCUGUCUGUUCUUCCCUUUCAGUUCCUAACUAAUUUCCUUUCUCUUUAGAAGGGAUCAUACAGCUAUAACAGUGAUUUCUUUGCCUUCAAUCUAUGGUUAGUUUACCAACAUGGUACUGAGUGCACCAGCUUUUAGAUUCCCAGUUUUCACUUAGAGUUUAAAAUCACCUUACCUGCUGCAAAUUCACAUAUAUCCCAUGUUCUCUGACCCACUGGUUGAUCUGGCCAUGCUGUUAUUUCCGAGCUGGGGUACGUUGGAGUGGUUUACAAGGCUGUAGGAAGAACCAAACCAGAAGCCUGAGAACAGAAGAAGCUUUACAUACAUCAGCGUAAGAACGCUCCAUGUUUUAGGCUGAUGGGAGCUUGACAUACAAUGUAAAAAUCAUCUAUUAAUAUAGUAACAUCUUAAUCUGCAACAUAUUAUAUGCAUAGACUUGGAUUACUCUGGUUUUCUGGAGAUACUCAAGCACUGCUCCAGUCGAUUUCAUUAUGUCAUGAACAGAAAACAGAAUGAAAUAGCCUUGUGCUAUUUUAGUUGGAAAUUCUAGUACUAACAGAAUUAAACUUGAGUCACUAUAUCCCAACAAGUAAUCAAAUAGACAUUUUCACACUGCAAAUGUAAAAUAUCUCCUAUGAGCAUGUGAAUUGGGGGCAGACUUCUUUGGAAAGCCUUCACCCUAAAGAGUCGGGAGAAAAGGCCAGUCUUGGGAGGAAGGGGAAGCCAUUCUAUUCUUCCAGAGGCUCCACAGUGCAGGUCCCCAGGAAUGUGACCGUUGGUCAAUAAAGCCAUGUCCUGAUUACAGGAAUAUCUGGUCCCCAACCAGCUGGUGUCAGUGACAUCAUGCGGUGAGAGCAUCUUAUAGCUGUUGCUUUCAUUUCAAUGAUAACAUCACAGUCUACACCUAAUGUACUUCCCAUAAUUUGUGGAAAAUCAGGUUGUUACAAGCUCUAUCCAUUCCAGGGAUAGAAACUCAAUUAAUUGCUCAUUGCCCCCAAAAAUAUUCCAAGAGAAAACUAUUCAUUUGAUGGGAAUAGCCCCACGUUCAUGUGAGUGGUCCUUUGCACAUCAGAGAACGUCACCCAAGAGUAAGGAACACAAGAGGUCCCACCAACAUCCCGCAGGGGGCAGGUGGUCUACACGAGGGGAGUUAUCUACUCAGGUUACUUUCCUUGGGAUAAAAAUUAUCCCACUUCGAAAUAGACUUAUUGGCCUUACCUGAAAGGAAGAAAAAAAUACCACCAUCACCUCCCCUCUUCUCCCUAACAGCAUCUUUCCUGCUUUAUCACUUUAGGGUAUAAUUAUUAAAUUUAAUAUUUCUCUUCCCAAACAAUGAAGUAGGGUGAUGGAUAUUUCAGAUGUAUAACCUCCCUCAGUAAGAUCUGAAGGGUUAGUAAAGGCACACUGAUGUGGUACCCACACCAGGGGUUACCUUGGUAAGCUUAAGGUUUGACCUCUUAAGGGCAAACCUUCCAGAGGUUCCAAAGUCCCCAGCCAGCCAGAACAUUCCAUCCUUAAGGAAAAUCCGACUUUAAAGGUCAAUUAAAAUUGAGACAGCCAAGGCUUCUGUCUCUUGGCCUAGCCAGAUCAGUCUGAAAAACAUGCUUGAUCUGGUUCAUUCGAUGCAUCCAGCCAAACCAUAAGGACUCAGAAGUGUUGCAACUCAUUAAUAAGGCAGAUCCGCCAACGAGCCUGAUGGAUUCUUUUUUUCAACGCUGCCUCUAAUCUGUUCUUGUCCUAUUGACCCCGUCACACUAGGAAAAAAAUAAGGGGCGGGGAAGGGUUUUUUAAAAAACUCAUUGUUUAUAUUAUUGUUCAUCAGGUAUUUCUCUUUGAACACAUUUAUUUUGUGAGGGUCACCUGAUCUAGUAAACCACUGGAAAAUCAGAAACUUAGAUGAAAAACAUUUAACGCAAACAUGCUGAUGUGAAUACAGAACCCUGAUCCACAUCUGUGUUCUAGGGGCCUUGGUUUUAAUUAGCUCAUUUAGCACUUUUCUUUUGCCCUUUGGCCUUUACUGGGCUGCCUUUCUAUUUCCAUGAUUGAUUUUCCUGGAAAAACUGUGUCUUCUGACAUAACCUAGGAAGAAUGGGCAAGUCAUCAUAUACGAUUUGUUCACAAACCCAAAUUAGUCUAUUUUAUAAUUAACCACCACCAAAAAACUUGCCAAAGAGGCCGUGAGAGGCACGAUGCCUUUCCCCCUAUGGCCCUUGGCUAGGUCCUCUUUUUGCAGUGUGCAGAAGCAAUUUCCCAGGUUUCUCUAAAGAUAGAAUGGGAAGAUGGCAAUGCUGCCAAGUGCUUGCCAUUUGGAAAGAAGAAAACAAUAGAGUAAGCGAAAGAGGUAUAGUAGGGUCUUCAUUUUCUAGGCAAUGACACUUUCACACUUCUGGUUGGUAACCAGUUCAUCACAACCAAAGGAUCCCUGCUCCGUGUCCUGCAUCCCUGGAGAAGGACCAAUGGGGCGAUGCCUUUGCUGCUUAGACUUAGUGCUGAAAACUGAUCCGGGUGCCCGGUCCAGGCGGAGGCCCCAGGGGCAUCAGCUCACAGAUUAACACCUUAUGAAAUUGAAUUCCCUGUCCUGUGUCUAUGCGGGAGGGGAGGUAGGAGGCAGCAGACACUCGCAAUUAACAUACAAGCAUCCACGUGCCACGUCCUCAUUUGACUUUUGCGGCACAAAACUACGUGACACCGCUCUAUGUCUCCUGGUCCGUUGUCGCCCCGCAAUGCAUCAGCUGCACCAGCUGCUUUGCUUUCUAAUUGUGGCUUCCACGUGACCGCCACUCUAGGUUAGGAGUUAUGCUGUAUGGGAUAACCCUUCCAAAUCUGCAUCCACCUUUCCUCCCACCCCAGCACUUCCUCCCUCUGGUUUUCUUUUAUGUAUUUAUUUUUCCUCCCUUAGUACCAGGCAUGCUGUGCCAGGGACUUCAGAUUGCUCCUUCACUUCUUAACCUUGUUUUCCCUCCUACCUGGCUUCCUCCCUCUCUCCGUCAUUCUGUCAGCCCGUCUGUCCUGUCCGUUUGUUUCUUUUCCACUUCCAACACUUUUGGUUUGUUUUUGUAUAAUCUCUGCAGCAUUCUGGUCUCUUACUUCUUUCUCUUCCUCCUGUUAAUAAUAAUCAGUGCUCUUAUUAAUUUGAUUUGACAAUGUUCCUGACCUGUUAACUGGAAUUUGAUUACCAUGGGCUUGGCUUGUAGGAAAUGUUUUGUUUAAUGAUAAAGUCUACUGUAUCAUAGAAAUUACAUUGCAUUUUUUCAUUUCAAGAAGACUUCCAGCGACUUGCCCUCUCUCAGCAGAGAAAAAAAGUGUGGUUGCUGAGACAGAGAAUGUAAACUGAAAAUGUUCCAUAAGGCCCCAUGUUGAUGUCCAGAUAAGAGACCUUCAUCGAAGCGGAGGAGCUCUACCAGAAGAGGGUGCUCACCAUCACCGGCAUCUGCAUCGCGCUGCUUGUGGUCGGCAUCAUGUGUGUGGUGGCCUACUGCAAAACCAAGAAGCAACGGAAAAAGCUUCACGACCGGCUUCGGCAGAGUCUUCGCUCUGAACGAAACAACAUGGUGAACAUAGCCAACGGGCCCCAUCACCCCAAUCCACCCCCCGAGAACGUGCAGCUGGUGAAUCAAUACGUAUCUAAAAAUGUCAUCUCCAGCGAGCAUAUUGUCGAGAGAGAGGCGGAGACGUCUUUUUCCACCAGUCACUACACUUCGACAGCUCAUCACUCCACUACUGUCACCCAGACUCCCAGUCACAGCUGGAGCAACGGACACACUGAAAGCAUCAUUUCAGAAAGCCACUCUGUCAUCGUGAUGUCAUCUGUAGAAAACAGUAGGCACAGCAGCCCUACUGGGGGCCCAAGAGGACGUCUUAAUGGCUUGGGAGGCCCUCGCGAGUGUAACAGCUUCCUCAGGCAUGCCAGAGAAACCCCUGACUCCUACCGAGAUUCUCCUCAUAGUGAAAGGUAUGUAUCAGCAAUGACCACCCCGGCUCGUAUGUCACCUGUAGAUUUCCACACGCCAAGCUCCCCCAAAUCGCCCCCUUCGGAAACGUCUCCACCCGUGUCCAGCACGACGGUGUCCAUGCCCUCCAUGGCAGUCAGUCCCUUCGUGGAAGAAGAGAGACCCCUGCUUCUUGUGACACCGCCAUGGCUGCGGGAGAGGGAUGUCCAGCACGUUCAGCAGUUCAACUCCUUCCACUGCAACCCCGCGCACGAGAGCCACAGCCCACCCCCUAGCCCCUUGAGGAUAGUGGAGGAUGAAGAGUAUGAAACGACCCAGGAGUAUGAACUGACUCAAGAGUCGGUUAAGAAACUCACCGACAGCCGGCGGGCCAAAAGAACCAAGCCCAAUGGUCAUAUUGCCCACAGAUUGGAAAUGGACAGCAACACAAGCGCUGAGAGCAGUAACUCAGAGAGUGAAACAGAGGAUGAAAGAGUAGGAGAAGAUACACCUUUCCUGGGCAUACAGAACCCCCUGGCAGCCAAUGUUGAGGCAGCCCCUGCCUUCCACCUGGCUGACAGCAGGACUAACCCAGCAGGCCGCUUCUCUCCGCAGGAAGAAUUGCAGGCCAGGCUGUCCGGUGUAAUCGCUAACCAAGACCCUAUUGCUGUAUAAAACCGAAAUAAACCCAUAGAUUCACCUGUAAAACUUUAUUUUAUAUAAUAAAGUAUUCCACCUUAAAUUAAACAAUUUAUUUUAUUUUAGCAGUCCUGCAAAUAGAAAACAGGAAAAAAAAUCUUUUAUAAAUUAAAUAUAUGUAUGUACAAAUGUGUUAUGUGCCAUAUGUAGCAACUUUUUACAGUAUUUCCAAACGAGAAAGAUAUCAAUGGUGCCUUUAUGUUAUGUUAUGUCGAGAGCAAGUUUUGUACUGUUCCCGUGAUUGCUUUUUCACAGUAUUUCAGCAAACCCUCUCCCACCCCGCAUAUUCCGUUUCUGCUGGCUUCUUGUGCGUUGCAUUAUGACGUUGACUCGAUGUAUGAUUUACAGGAUUUGCAACUGUCCCUCUGUCCGCUUCAAGUAGUUCUCGAUCAGUACGUCUUGUAAUGGCACAUCCAUCCAAAUACUCCCCUUCUGUGUGAAAUAUUCUUUUGCUUUCAGUAUAUGAAAUGAGUUGUGUCUACGACUCUGCCAGCCAAAGGUCUGCUUCACUGGGCUCUGAGAUAAUAGUAGAUCCAGCAGCAUGCUACUGUUAAUUACAGCAGGAAACUGCAUUAAGUCAUGUUAAAUAUUAGGAAGAAAGUAAUAUUGUGAUUUUUUUUUUUUCAAAAACUGUAUGAUUCAUCAGAAGACAGCUUGCUUGACAAAAGGAGCUACCAUUUACUUUAUUUUGAUUGAUUUUUUUUCUCGGCCAAAAAAAAAAGCAAGUUUUCGGGAUAGCAGAGAAAAUGGGUUCUGGCUACUGAUCAGGGUAAAAUCCAGCCCCUAAGGCGAGGAUCGGUUUCACCUUCUCUCUCUGGGGGAAUGAUACAGCGGCUCAUCUAGCUGAAGAGCAAACCAUGGCUGGAAAAGGUGCAAUCGUUCCUGACUUGUGUUUUUUCACUGAUUUUGGAGCUAGGGACCGGUUGUGUCUUCUUGGCUCAAGGACAGACAUAUUAUGGCACAAAAACCCCAGCUUCAACAGCACACUCAGCAAUUUGUCUGAAGUACUUCUAGAGUGAAAUGUGCCUGCUGUACAUACUGGUGACGUCAUCGUAGGGAAAUUCUUCUUAGACUGUCUAGAGGAGUGAAUACAUAGAAGACACGGGGGAGAGCAGCUGUGUGACUUGGUUAGUAAUUUUUAAGUUUUUUUGACCAUUCCUUUGUCCUCAUUACGUUUCUCUCAUUUUUCAAUGUUGCCUUGAUUAAGUCAUAACUAUGCAUGAACAUUUUUGUCAGGAAUGGCCAGUGUGCAUGUGAUUUCUGAUUAGUAAGAACCUCCUACGAGUGAUGAUUCAUCAGGAAAUGGCAAUAGUCUUGGAAAGAUUGCACCUUUCCAUGCAGAAAUGACUCCCACCUGUGUGCUAACCUCUCUGUUUACAGCUGUAUCACCCGUUUUCCCCCUUUCUUACUUUUUUGCUUUACUGUCACAAAAACAGGAUUAAGAUGGAUCUAUACUUUGCACGUUCACUUGGGAUUGCCAAUCCAAGGAAAGCCUGUAGGUAGAAACAUUUGAAAUAACUGCUAAUCCAGGAAAAUAAGAGAAUUAAAAAAAAAAAAAAAUCACAGCCCCAUUUCUGUCAGAUUGGGCUGGAGCUUUACUUACGUUCCAAGUGGCCUCCUAGGAGCCAUGGAACAAAACGGGGAACAGGUUAGCAGGGGGUUCAAAAUACCAGACAUGAAGUCAAGGAGAGUGACUCUUCUUGUUUGCAGGUGAACUGAAUCUAUUUCUUCACCAAAUCUCUAUGUUAAAAUUAAAGGGAAGAAGUGACAUGCAAGGAGGUUUUAGAAGAAAAAUGCAGGCUGAGCAUGAGUCAUGUCAUUAAGCUCCUAAGUGUUUCUACAAUCCACAGAGACACCUGUCUACAGGUCCUUGAAGUUACUCUUAGUAUUUGGUAUCCCAAGCAUCCUUCAUGGUUCCAUGCCACUUUCUCUGCGCUCAGCGGUAUCUUCAUGUGCUUGUUCACCUCUCCUAAGGAGGCCCUGACAACUCUCCAGGUUGCACUGAUUUCCCAAUUCUGUAGAAUCAGUUAAGCUCAUGGCAGGGGAGAGAAAGCAGUCAAGCAGUGAAGAUUCUCUAAAUUACUCUAAUAUUGCAUUUGAAGACCUUGACUCAUUCUUAGUCUAUUUCAAUUAAAAAAAAGUCCCACUGUAAUUAAAACUCUAAAAUUUCUGUUUCAAAUUCUUCAGGCAUUUGGAGUCCCAUUCUGGAGAAUUUCAGGAAUAAAUAAAAUCUUCUGUUGAGAGCAAUGAACAACAUUUUCCUCAGUAUGAAAAAUCACUGUAAAUUUUCAGGUUGCAAAAAUAGAUGAAAAUUGAGAGGAAAUUUUCUUUCCAACUGGUUCUGGUCACUCACCGAGGUGGCAUAUCUGUUGGGACAGGCUUUCUGUCCAUAGAAUGAGAGGUUCCCUUGAUAGGAAAGGUCAGCUGACUCCUCGGGGCUGCCUGCUGUGGUCCCCGGAUUUGGGUUCCCAGAGGCAUCUCCAGGAUGUUUAAAUGCCACCAUCCCUGUUUAUAAACUCAAGAGUGCAGUCGCAAUCCAAAGGAGUGUGAACCUACGUUACCCGCAUAUGGGAAACUUUUGUGGGUCUUCAGGUAGCAGAAAUUGCCCAGAAGUUGGACGGCGACUUUGUUUCCUGGGUCUGAAAUCAUAUCCCGCUGAGAAAUGUGGAGUGGAGCAUAGUAUAUGAAAAACUCCUUUUUCUCACUCCAGAUUCCUUUACUACCCUACUCUCCCUCCUUGCUUGGUAGGACUUUUGUUUUUGAGAGUACCUGGACAGUCUCGUGCUUUCUACAAAAUGGCACUCUGCCUGGGUAUUUAUGAAUGUGUCCCAAAGAGCAACAUGCCGUAUCUUCCUUAUUUAAGUGUGACUGUCUUGAUAUGGUUAGAGUUUAUCCAGGGUCAUUUGCUCAGUAACUUUUUUUUUGGCCCGGGGUUGAAAGGUGCAUGGCUCACAUUGGUGAAAAUAAGGAAGACCUAGUUUUAUCUUUUAGUCCUGGCUGCUUCCCACCAGCCACAAAGAUUUCUAUCUACAAAGACCCAUGAAACACUGCAGAGAGAUGCAGUCAAAAGGAAACGGCCACAUAUCACAAGUUCUAUUAUAUAUUCUUUUGUAAAUACACAUUGUACAUUACUUGGAUGUUUCCCUAAAUCAUUUACUGUCUUUAUGAGUCCAUGUCAGUUUUUUUUUUACUCUCUCAACUUACUAUGUAACAUUGUAAAUAACAUAAUGUCCUUUAUUAUUUAUAUUUAAACAAACACCUAACAUAGAGUUGUUUUCAUAUAAGUUUAAGAUAAAUGUCAAAAAUAUAUGUUUUUUGGUUCUCCUUUGCUUUAAAAUUAUGUAUCUUUUCCUUUUUCUUUUUGUUUUUAAAGAAUAAUUUAUUGUUCAGGAGAAAGAAUGUAUAUGUAAUUGAAACUAUUUGAAGAAUGCACAUUUGAAGGCCGUGAGGUACUGAUAAACUAAAGAAUUUAUUAUCCAACAUACUAAGCAAUAAGCAAUUGUGAUUUAUUUAAAAAGUUUUGUUCAUUUUCCAUGGAAGACAAUACUGCAAUAAAAAUGCUACUCUGUGGA